AUGGAACUUGGACGCUAUACCAAAACCAAGGCGACGCUCUACCUCAAGCCCGAUGCUCACCCGGUUUUCAUCAAGAAGAGACCGGUUCCCUACGCCUCUUUACCGCUUCUCGACGCUGAGAUCGACCGACUUGUGGCACAGAACGUCAUCCCCGCCGUCGACCAUUCACCAAGGGCCGCGCCAAUCGUCGUUGUGAGAAGAGCCAAAGGAUCCCCGCCGACUUUGCGCCGACUUCUCGACUGGACUCAAUGA
Molecule: messenger RNA, 252 nt
Organism: Haemonchus placei
Lineage: Eukaryota; Metazoa; Nematoda; Chromadorea; Rhabditida; Trichostrongylidae
Source: the annotation of a GenBank genome assembly